GUUUAGCGUUUAGAGAUUACUGUAAAUAAUUGUGAGUUAAUCCAUUAUUGCACCCAUUAUUUAUUUCCUGACAGAACGUAUUGUAUAGUUGUAUCGUUUAAGUUAAUUUUUACUCGAUUACGAAGGCUAUUUAAUUAAAAGUUUUAGCGAUUUUUUUGUUUCAUUGUUUUAUAUGCAUAUUUCAUUUUCUUCUGCAAGUAUUCGAGAAAUUUUUGUUUCAUUACAUUUCAUUUCUUUGUUACCUAAACAUGGUUACAUGUAAAGACUCCCUAUGGAGACAAAUAAAAAGGAACUUUUAUCGCACGAAGUGCGAGCUGAAUGGUUUUUGACAUCCUUUUUAUGAUGGUAAAAUGACUUUUAAUGGUAAAAUGACCAUUUGCGAAAUGCAAAUGGUUUUGCAUCCUUUGGAAAGAUCUUAUUGAUUUUUUUGAUUACUUUUAAAGAGAUUUUCUCGAAACAGAAUUCUAUAUAUAAGUAAUAUGAACUUAUUCAUCUUGUUUCAUUGCAGUUUUUCAAUCUCCUUCUAUUUUAUGCUUCUUUCGUCAGAGUUUGCAAACAGGCAUACUGUUUCAAAGGAGAGUCAAUAAAAUGAGUGCAAUUAAAACGUAACUUUGCGAUGUUCCGACGGGUCGUAUUCAGAAUUAUUAAAAACUUUAGAAAAAUCAUGCUUCCAAUCAAACUUUUCCAAGAAUGUUGCAUUGAAAAGUAAGUUUCUAAUUGCUUUCUCUAAAGUUUCGAAUACUGAUUGACACUUGUAAGCUCGAACUUUGCCGCAAUUUCUUCGAUCAUUAUCAUUACAAAGUUGAGAUACUUUCAUUAUUCGAAGUUUGCUUGAAAGAUAAUUCGAGAAGCUUGCCACCUGCGAGGCAACGUGUGACGAAAGACUCGAUGAAUUAUUUAUUAUUAUCUCGAUCCUCCUCAGUCGAGAAAAACUAACGAGUUAAUGAUUUAUCGCAAGAAAUUCUAUAGUCACGGAAAUGGAAUUAAUUACAGUGGUGGAUUAACUUUUGACUGCUUCGUUAGGUAAUUCAUUUAUCUUGGACAGUCAAGCUCCACACUGCCACUAAUGACGAAACUGUGUUACAGCAAAGUGAGCGGAACUGGCUCAUUGAUAUUCCAUUCUUCUCACAAUCAGUUGAAUGGCAAGUCAUAUCAAAGAAUUUUUACCUUUAGUUCCGAUACAAACAGAUGAACGAGAUCGUAAACGAACCACUUCUCGGUUCGAGUUGUCAAAAUGAAAAGUGUAACCUAAGUCAUUCUACCAUCAUAAAAAGGAUGUCAAAAACAAUAUCUCGAGAACGUAAAAAUGAUGGUGGUGGUUCUUUUAAAUUAUGCCUCGGAAUUGAUCGCUUUUAUAGUGAUUGAGUAUUUCACUUCUACAUAUCAAUGUCUUCUUCGACCGAUAUUCGCGCAAUUAAAUGGAGAGAAAUCAUUGCAAUGGACGCAACGUUUUCAUAUCAUUUAAAAGUUUCUCCCGUAGACUGAAUAAGGACAAAAACGAGGAAACGCAAUGCUCUAUAAUGUCGAUACACUGUGAGAAGACGCCAAAGUUCUUCUGUUACAUAUUCAUUCUUGGUACGGUGAUUUUGAUCCUGGACUCUCAUGUACCGGCAGUGCACAACCGUGUAAGACCCGAGGUGGAUCAUCUGCUGCUUUGCCGUUUUUACCAGCUACAUUUGCCGCAACAAGCGAUCCAGAUCUCUCGGCAUCAUCGUCCAGAAAAUACGGAACGUAUGUUACAGCAAGCCUUGACCCGUGAACCGAGAAAAUAUGUGCUACAUUUCUUGCUCGCUGAUGGGUCCAAUGAAAUUUCGAAAAUCUUUCCCGAAUAACCACGAAGACGGAGGACUGCAGCCAUCGUUGCAGAGAUUCUUUUAUAACGAGGAUAUUAUGCAAAUGAAUGCAAAUCAGAGUUAGAGGGAGGGAAGCAGAUUUGCGAAUGAUUACUUCGCAAAAUAGGAAUUCCGCAGAUGGGAAUCGAAAGUUUUCAAUUGAACUGCGUGAUUUAGGAGGGCUUUUACUCGACGAGGAGAAAUAAGGCUUUAAUAGCGAUGAUUCUGGAGCUCAUAACGGCGUCAUACUUGAAUUUUUCUUCUAAUAAGAUCAAGUAACGUCAGAUUUUUACCGCAAAAUCAUUUAAAAAUGAUUUUAUGCAACGGUCUACUCGUUGAAUCUUCAGGAUACGUAUGGGAGAAAUAAAAUGUAAAUCCCAGAGGAAUCCAAUUCUUAGCACCCAAGUAAGAAUUAAGGUACGUCAUGAUUUACCGUCCCCUUGGAAAGUUCAAUUUGCCAUGAUAUUAAAACCUCGUUUAAUUUAAGUUGGCCCCAGAUGCAAAUACAUUUAGAACACUAUCUCGAGUGGUACAUCUCCAGCGAAACUAAUGUGGCUGUUUCACGCUAUCUUUUUAAUGCAAUCACCCACGUAUCUGAUACAUUUUGUAAUUAAAUUUAUAUUAUUAAUAAAUACUCCGAGAAACACGAUUUUAUUGGUUCAGUUAGGAAGAGUUUGGAGGGGUUAAAGUCGAGGGUUGGAUGCGUAGUGGAUGGGCGCGUGGUGCGAAGGUGGAAUAGCAGACCCACUCGAGAGACAUCACUUGUCUACGGUCUGCGAACCAGUGCACUUUUAAUACAACCCAUUCAUACCAUCCCUGGAGUCGUUGCGAUAACGUGACACUUCUGUCAAUAAUUUGACUUCUUCGAAACGUCAUCAAUUACACGAGAACAUUAACGAAUAUAUCAUGAAGAAAAGAAAGUUCCACGAGGUGGAAUGUUUCGUGUGACAUGUUAAUAAGAAUUGAUAGUGGUGGGUCUAUAGAGCCCAAAGUGGAAUCGUGAAAUACAUAUAAGUAUCAAGUGUAAAAACCUGACUAUAAUUUUUUAAGUAUUAUUAGACAAUUAAAUUAGGAAAUAAAAAAUGCUUGCUUUAUUUUCAAAGUGAGAACGAACACUUGUGUGCCACAA
Osmia lignaria (orchard mason bee) is the source of this 2961-nucleotide messenger RNA. Its product is annotated as neuropeptides capa receptor. The record is from RefSeq and is a predicted model, not a curated record. Gene Ontology annotation, cellular component: plasma membrane. Gene Ontology annotation, biological process: neuropeptide signaling pathway. Gene Ontology annotation, molecular function: neuromedin U receptor activity. Lineage: Eukaryota; Metazoa; Arthropoda; Insecta; Hymenoptera; Megachilidae.